AUGUUAAUCAGAGGCGCCAAAGAAAUUCUCACAAAGACACCACAAGAUGUGGUCGUCCUGUCCUCCGUCCGCAGUCCCAUCGGGCGCGCCUACAAGGGCGGCUUCAAAGACUCCUACCCCGAGGAAAUCCUAAUGCCCGUUAUGCAAGCCGCCGUCAAGAAAGCCAACAUCAACCCUGGCGAUGUCAACGACGCUAUGAUCGGAAAUGUCCUGGCUGAGCUGGGUUUCGCUAAGACUGGCCGCAUGGCGCUCAACCACGCUGGUUUCCCUAACUCGACUACCUUCCAUACCGUUAACCGUCAGUGCUCUAGCAGUUUGCAGGCAUUGACGCAUGUUGCGAACUCGAUUUUGGUUGGACAGAUUGAUGUUGGUUUGGCUGGUGGUGUUGAGAGCAUGACGCGGAAUUACGCGACCCGGGCUAUUCCUGUUGAUAUUUCGCCAGUGCUCAAGGACUCGCCGGUUAAGGAUGCCAAGGACUGCAUCCUUCCCAUGUUGAAGACUUCGGAGAAUGUUGCGGCACGGUACAAUGUUGGUCGGAAGGAGCAGGACGAGUUCGCGGUGGAGAGUCAGCGACGGGCUAGUGAGGCGCAGAAGUCGGGACGGUUUGCGGAUGAGAUUGUCCCGAUCAAUGCGCGUCAUAUCAACCCGGAGACGAAGGAAGAGACAACCAAGCUGGUUGAGCAUGACGAGGGUGUUCGCCAUGGCGUGACUUACGAGAAGUUGUCGGGUCUCAAGGCUGUCCUUGAGGGAGGGGCCAGCACGGCUGGUAACUCGUCGCAAAUUUCCGACGGUGCCUCGACAACCAUCCUCGCUAGCCGCGCCUGGGCAGACGCCCACGGCUUGAAGCCCAUUGCACGCUUCGCCGGUACUCAGGUGGCCGGCAACAACCCCGACGAAAUGGGUAUCUCGCCCGUUUUCGCUAUCCGAAACCUCUACAGAUACUGCGGCAUUGAGCAGAGCGACGUUGGCAUCUUCGAACUGAACGAAGCCUUCGCCAGCCAGAGCAUCUACUGUGUGCGCGAGCUGGGCAUCGACAUGGCCAAGGUUAAUCCCAACGGUGGUGCUAUUGCCCUAGGUCACCCCAUUGGUGCUACUGGUACCCGACAGGUUGCUACGUUGCUGGCGGAGAUGCUGAAGCAGGAUACUGAGAUGGGUAUUGUGAGCAUGUGUGCUAGUACCGGAAUGGGUGUAGCCUCGCUGUUCAUCCGCGAGUAA
Molecule: messenger RNA, 1215 nt
Organism: Aspergillus chevalieri
Lineage: Eukaryota; Fungi; Ascomycota; Eurotiomycetes; Eurotiales; Aspergillaceae
Product: thiolase family protein
Exons: 3
Coding region: 1-1215 (404 amino acids)
Biological process (GO): fatty acid beta-oxidation; phenylacetate catabolic process
Cellular component (GO): peroxisome
Molecular function (GO): acetyl-CoA C-acyltransferase activity
Source: RefSeq, a predicted model, not a curated record